AUGUACUCUGAUAGAGCCGAUUUCGAGAAACUAGAGGAUUGUCCUGUGAUCAACGGCCAUCGCGAUAGGAUAGUUGAAUACCAAACAAAGGACAGCAAGAAAGGCAUGAGGAGAGAAUUCCUCGAUAGUUCGUCUGUUGAGGGGAAGGAUUGGAUUGGUCAGUUGUCGGGGGAUCAAAUCAACGAGGGGAUGAAUUUGGCUGCUGGAUCGAGAAAGCGCCCUACCCGAUUACUGGAGUCAGGCGCCUCUUUUUCCACCAUCGGCGUUGCCGCUUGUGAGUUUGAUGAUUCUUCUUCAGAAGAAGACCGCCCUUCCACCUCAACCUCGAACCCAACUCGUCGGACUCACACUUUACCAGAUCUGGAUCUUCAUCUUUCUCCUAUGGAAGAAGAGUCAAAUUACGACCUCUAUAAUGAGCAUCGCACAACAUUGAAAAACAAAAGCAAGAGCGGUCGCUGGGAUAUUUUGCGAGAAGCCGGACAAGGCUGGUGGUCGUGCUCAGCGGAGGAUGAGGCUCGUCGGGGAGGGUCAGGCGUACGGUUGCCGGGCGGCGUGAGUUUGAACUCACCGGGAUUGGAUGCUCUUGCGGCAGGUGGCUCGCCAAAGAUGAAAGGAGAAUUAUUUUCUUCUCGGAAGAAUAAUGGCGAAGAGAGAGAAAGGAGUUACAAAAAAUAUGGGAACGUUUGA
Striga asiatica is the source of this 687-nucleotide messenger RNA. The record is from the annotation of a GenBank genome assembly. Lineage: Eukaryota; Viridiplantae; Streptophyta; Magnoliopsida; Lamiales; Orobanchaceae.